AUGAAGAAACGUCGCAGCCUAUCUCUGAGAACAUCUGAGGCGACUGAUGAAACAGUCCAGAAAACUCAGAAAAUAGUGGCAGUGACAGGUGAGAAGCAAGUCGGUAACAUGGCUGGAGCUGUGUCGGAUUCUGGAUGGACAAAUGAAAGCCUUUUUGUUGAUUGGCUACACCACUUCAUUUCAUAUGCAAAGCCUUCAAAUCCAGUGUUGCUCAUAUUCGAUAACCAGGAAAGGCACAUUAGUCCUGACUUUACAGUUUUUUUGACUUUUGCACACGCCUCACAUAGACUCCAACCUUUGGACUUAACAUAUUUUGGCCUCAUCAAGACAGCAUACAACCGAGAAUGCGAGAAACACAUGGCAGAUCGAUUGUGA
This is a messenger RNA of Leptosia nina, 375 nucleotides long. NCBI's taxonomy places the organism in Eukaryota, Metazoa, Arthropoda, Insecta, Lepidoptera, Pieridae. The record is from the annotation of a GenBank genome assembly.